Messenger RNA from Lactuca virosa, 1439 nucleotides. The record is from the annotation of a GenBank genome assembly. NCBI's taxonomy places the organism in Eukaryota, Viridiplantae, Streptophyta, Magnoliopsida, Asterales, Asteraceae.
AACCCUUUCUCCACACCAUGCUGAAGCUAAAGAAAAUGGAGACAAACAAAACCCUAACAACAUGGUUGCUGUUAUGGGCAUUUGCUGCUGGUUUGUCUGCUGCUUCUUCAAAAUUUCAAGAUGAAAAAAACUUCUACUUCUACUACACUCCAUACCCAAAUACACCCGCAGUUUCCUACCAAAAUCCACCCCCUGCUCAUGCAAGUGAUCCUCCCAUAGUGUAUUACCAAAAUCCACCACCUGCUCAUGUAGAUAAUCCACCCGCAGUUUCCUUACCAUCUCCACCGCCGGCUCAUGCAAAUGAACCACCUGCAGUUUCCUACCAAAAUCCACCCCCUACUCCUCCGUCAGGCGGCAGCACACCGCCUGCUCCUGCAGAGACCCCCCCAUCAUCAGGUAGCAACACACCGCCGGUUCAUCCUACACCUUCUCAUCAUCACGGGCAUGGUGGUCACCAUCAUCACCAUGGACAAAAACCACCUACUAACUGCGACAUUCCACCAACUAGUGGCGUUCACAACCCCACCCCUCCACCUCCUACCGGAUAUCAUUACAGCCCUCCAAGCAGCGGUGGCAGUGGCAGUACUGGCAGUUCUCCUAGUGUCACACCAACUACACCUUCUCAUCCCCCUGUAGUCAAUCCUCCCUCUCCCACCGCGCAUCACAACCCUUCUCCACCAAGUGGUUGCAGUUGUGGAGUUCCGUCAAGUUCCACUCCAACUGGACCAAUCGUAGCUCCCUCCCCCACGGAUUCUCACAGCCCUCCCCCCACACCGGCCUCCGGAUACUACUACUCACCUCCAGCAACUCCUUACUCCAACCCGCCGUCGAAAACUCCUUCCACCACCCCAGGGUCACACUCUGAUCCAUCAACCACCCCACGAUCAAAAACUCCGUCUACUACUCCACCUGUUACUGGUAACACGGUCCCUUCUCCUCCACUUUUCCCAAACAUACCCUUCAUUGGAGGCACAUGCGAUUUCUGGAGAACACACCCACGGUUGCUCUCGGACCUAUUCGGGUGGUGGCGUACGACAAUAGGCCGAGUCAUGGGACUUGACCGCCUUCCUGGAUUCGGGUCAAUCAUGAACUUACAGGAAGCACUUUCAAACACCAGAACCGAUGGCAUUGGUGAACUCUACCGGGAAGGAACAGCUUCUUUGCUCAACUCCAUGGUCAACAAGAACUUCCCCUUCACAACCACCCACGUUCGAGACAGUUUCCUGGCAUCACUCGGUUCAAACAAGGCGGCAGAGGCUCAAGCGAAGGUUUUCAAGCUGGCGAACGAGGGUCAUCUGAUGCCGAGAGUUUAAUCGAUAAUUGUAUCUGUUUUUAUUUUAUCUAGCUUUCUUGUUGUUUGCAUUUACUGGGAUUUCUUGCUAAUUAACAGCUACUGUGAUGUUCUAUUCUAUACCAUGUUUACAUGGAUUAUAUAUCAG